AUGAAUAACAUUAAAUUAGUAGUUCUUGGAUCUGGAUGUGUUGGAAAGAGUUCACUCACAAUCAGAUAUGUACAUAAUGAGUUCAUUGACCGUUAUGAUCCAACAAUUGAGGAUAUGUACCGAAAGGUUAUAGAGGUUAAUGGUAAUCAUUUUAUGCUGGAGAUUAUGGAUACUGCUGGUACCGAGACAUUCCUGGCGAUGCGUGACUUAUACAUCAGGAAUGGCCAGGCAUUCAUGUUGGUCUACAGCAUAACCUCGCGUAGUACAUUCCAAGAGUUGGAGCAGGUCAAGGACCAGGUGCUGCGCGUCAAGGACCAAUCCGUCGCCAGACUGCCCAUGCUGAUCGUUGGCAACAAGUCGGACUUGGAGUCUGAUCGUAUGGUGUCAUCAGAGGAGACCGAGAAGGUCUGUGCCAAGUGGGGCAUACCAUUCAUUGAGACCUCUGCCAAGACCAACAUGAACAUAUCAACGGCGUUCGAGUUGUUGGUUCGUCAAAUGCAACGCAAGCUAAGUGACAAGGACAAGAAGAAGAAGAGGUCAGUCGUUUGCCAGAUUCUGUAG
Acytostelium subglobosum LB1 is the source of this 561-nucleotide messenger RNA. RefSeq lists its product as hypothetical. The record is from RefSeq and is a predicted model, not a curated record. The transcript has 2 exons. Bases 1 to 561 code for a protein of 186 amino acids. Gene Ontology annotation, biological process: signal transduction. Gene Ontology annotation, molecular function: GDP binding; GTP binding; GTPase activity. Gene Ontology annotation, cellular component: plasma membrane. NCBI's taxonomy places the organism in Eukaryota, Evosea, Eumycetozoa, Acytosteliales, Acytosteliaceae.